Homalodisca vitripennis (glassy-winged sharpshooter) is the source of this 909-nucleotide messenger RNA. RefSeq lists its product as uncharacterized. Bases 75 to 827 code for a protein of 250 amino acids. NCBI's taxonomy places the organism in Eukaryota, Metazoa, Arthropoda, Insecta, Hemiptera, Cicadellidae. The transcript is spliced from 5 exons. The record is from RefSeq and is a predicted model, not a curated record.
UGUAUUAUAGACUGUCUAUAUAAGGACGUAGUGAGACAGUUCAGCCUGAUAAGUCCAGGGACCGUUCUGUCGAGAUGUUCACAGCUGCUCUAGUUCUUGUGUUGGCUGCGGCGGCGGCGGUUGCUGAAGGCAGUGAAGACACCUAUUAUGAACCACACAUUUCGUUCCUCAAACGCUGCCCGGAAAAUUUCACCGAUUAUGACAAGCACGCUGAUUUCUACAAAUUUGCUGCCGAGGGGUACUGGCCCGUCAUAUUAGUCCCCGACAUCCCCGAGACAGAGGGCUGGUAUUCAGCUUUCCUCCAGUACAUGCUCACCGACGAGUCCGGAGUCUACGAACGAGAGUUCAACUGUUCCACUUAUCUCGAAAUUAUGAUGAUUGUGUCAUAUUUUAUGUUACAGUUUGCUGCCGAGGGGUACUGGCCCGUCAUAUUAGUCCCCGACAUCCCCGAGACAGAGGGCUGGUAUUCAGCUUUCCUCCAGUACAUGCUCACCGACGAGUCCGGAGUCUACGAACGAGACUUCAACUAUUCGACCUGCUGCACCAGCGAAAGUUCGCUCUUCAAUAAAGCCACGUUAAAGUCUGACGAGCCCGGAGUUGUCACCAUCCAUUCCAGCUCAGGCCACAUCGCAACGGGAUAUAUAAUAAAGUUUGUGUGCAAAGAGUUUGCGUAUCUCCUAUGGUGCAGUGAAUACGGAACCUCUGAAGUCGACAACCGGUUCGUGGUGGGCUAUGAGCCUCUGGGCAGCUGCGAGUUGGGCGAUAUUCUCCACUACGACUACUCCCACUUCUCAGGCCACCUCAACUAUCUGCACCCGCCCUGCUAACCGUCUGGUGAAGAAGAGGAAGUGGUAUCAUUGUACAUAGGUAUUGGUUUGUAGUGAGUAAUAAACGUUACUUACAUGCUCA